This is a messenger RNA of Ochotona curzoniae (black-lipped pika), 168 nucleotides long. RefSeq names its product cortexin domain containing 2 (gene CTXND2). The record is from RefSeq and is a predicted model, not a curated record. NCBI's taxonomy places the organism in Eukaryota, Metazoa, Chordata, Mammalia, Lagomorpha, Ochotonidae. The coding region runs from base 1 to 168 and encodes 55 amino acids. The transcript has a single exon.
AUGGAGGACUCAAGCCCGUCCAGCAGUGUCGACGUGGACAAAGGCUUUGCCAUUGCCUUUGUUGUUCUUCUGUUUGUAUUCCUGAUAGUGAUGAUUUUUCGCUGUGCCAAGUUGGUGAAGAAUCCCUAUGAGCCCAGCUCCACAAUCACAGAACCAUCUCUGAGCUGA